GGACCCUGCGCGUGCGUCCGUUGCCAUGACAACACGCCAGCACGCGGAAGCGCUGUAAACAACGCUUACGGAUCUUUAACCGUAAAUACUUUAUUUUUAACUACUUUCUAGACUACUUUUUACCAUAAUAUAUCUAUUGACAGGUUUUAUUUCGACUUUAAAAGAUUUACAUUAAAAUGGCGAGUGUUUGCAAGUCAACCAGCAAAAUCAAUAAAAGAGAAACGAGGCCUCAAUCUCCCUCAGAUAAGAAGCCAGUAAGAGAAGAUGAGAUCUCAUCUUCUGACUCGGAUCCGAUCUCCACUCUCAAUGAACAUGACAUCCAGAAUCUGAGCAUCACAGCACAGGACCUGGAAAGGCUGCGAGUCCCUAAACCCCCUACGGAUUCUGGGAAACCCAAAUCAAUGACCCGGGUAUAUGUCCGUAAAACACGCCCUCCAGACGAGGUCAGCAGGAAGGUUAGGGUCACCGUGGCGAGACCUCUCCCACAGGAUGUUUCUCCUCGGCCUUUCGACUGCACAGGUCCUGGUGGGCCACGGUUUGACACACAGGGGAUGGUCCUACCGCACAGCAUUCUGGGAAGCCUGGAGGAUUUUAAGAGAGAGAUGGAACUGAGAGGUGACACAGAGCUGUUACAGAAGAUCCAGAACCAACAGAAACUUGCGACUCAUCCGGUGGAGCGUGAGAGAAACGACGACCAAUCCAAAAUUGAGUCACAACAAAGCCACGCCCUCCAGCACUGGUACCGGCACAUGGCUGAGCGACGCAGACAGCAAGACUUUAUUUCCCGAUUACUGCAGAAGCCAGUGGGAUAUCUGUUGAUGAAUCAGUCUAGCAGAUUCAGACAGAUUCAGGAACAGAGAGAUCUCAUCAACAGAGGAAAUGGUCGGCACGCGGGCAGUGAGUUCUGGAAUAUUCCCCAGCAUUUUGGAGAUGAGCUGAGUGGAAUAACAGCCACCCUUACUGAAACGGAGAGGGGAAAGCCUCCACCCCUCACUCGCAUUGGACAUCCUCACGCGACACGUCUGGAGUCAGGUAACUUCUUGUGUGAUGAUGUUAACAGCAGCUGGGAUCGGAGUUUGUACCUGCAACAGCGUCGCCUUGAGCUCAGGGAUGCACAGAGAGACAUCAGCUUUAGUCCACCUGACAUUGAUGGGCUGGAGGUGGUUGGCUCAGGUCUGCCCUUCACCUCGACAUCAGUGGGAUCUUCAUCUUUACUGGAUGAGGAAGAGAAGGAGGAAGAAGGGAGUCCUAAAGACCAGAAAGAAAACAUAGAUCCUCUGGCGCUGUAUGAUGAUGUCAUCAUGGAUGUUGAGCUGGUUCCUGCUCUGAGGUUUUGUGGAGAACUAGCUCGCUGGACUGGAACCAAGUCCUCCCACCAGGAACAACGGGGUGUCACAGCGAGGUUAAUGUUUGAGACAGUAACAGGAGAAAGUGUGAGCAAUGAUCUGGAGUUAAAGAAUGAAGGCAGUACUGCCAUUUACUACAGCUGGGAGAAAGUGACUCAACCACAAACACACACUCAACACUUCUACUUUAACAACACUGAAGCUGUGAUAUUACCAGGCAGCACCAAACACAUCACAGUCAUCUUUAAGAGUGCAUCUGCGGGCAUCAUGACUGAAGUUUGGCAACUCAACACACACCCUGUACUGAUGGGCGGAGCUUCACUGCAAGUCACAUUCAGGGGUGUGGCCUUGGACAAGGACGGAACCGCCUACCAGAGAGCAGCACUGGAGAGAAAGCUCCAGCAGAAAGAAGCCAUAUGGUUGUGUAGAUGGAUCAUGAAGGAUGUAGUCAGCGGGAUUUGUACUCCAGACAGGCCAAGCUCACCGGAUGAUCUCUACAUAACAGAAGAGGAGCAAUUCUACACACAAAAUCCUAAUUUGCAGUACCACCGGGAGCCUGUGGAGGCGCUACAGAGGUUAUGGGAGCAGGUCAAUAGGUCAGGGCAGGCGUGGGAUCUGUCUUUGAACACCUUUAGACAGAUGGCGCUGUCCCUGCCUGAGACAGAUGAGCAGACAGAUGGUCCGAGCAAAGAGACGUGCCUGAGUCAAUAUAACUUACUGUUGAGACAGUUACAGCGACCGCAGAUAUACACGUCUCCUUCAAGGCUACACAACAUCAGUCUGCAGUUAUGGAGAGAGCUGGUGGAUGGUUUGGUCAGCGAGUCUGUAAGGUUGAGAGAUACACUGGGACUUCCUGAAAACAAUGUUUGGAGUGACAUCCACACCUUUGAGCAGAUGAAGAAUGAGGAGGCGGAGCUGAAGAGAGGAGGAGGAGUAAACCUGCUGAAAGAUGUGAAGAAAGGAGGAACCAGAGCUGCAGUGAUGGAGGAACGUGGGAACGUGCCGGAGGAGAUAAUGGAUAGAGGAGAGAGAGAAUUUAGCCUUGAUGUUGACACGCACACACAUCAGCUAUACAGACGACUGCUGCAUACACAGGUGUCUGUGCUGAUGAAGAGGAUGAUGGAUUCUCUGUGUGAUCUAUUCGAAGAGGCUCAACAAGACUCUUUCAAAACAUUUGAAUAACCUUCACAUUUCUGUCUGCCUUUAUACUUUUUACAGUAAAUGAACUUCAUGGCAGUUCUGCGAUUAUUAAAGGUCUUGUAGCAUGAAAA
Molecule: messenger RNA, 2617 nt
Organism: Misgurnus anguillicaudatus (oriental weatherfish)
Lineage: Eukaryota; Metazoa; Chordata; Actinopteri; Cypriniformes; Cobitidae
Gene: mycbpap
Product: mycbp associated protein
Source: RefSeq, a predicted model, not a curated record